Molecule: messenger RNA, 7510 nt
Organism: Cynoglossus semilaevis (tongue sole)
Lineage: Eukaryota; Metazoa; Chordata; Actinopteri; Pleuronectiformes; Cynoglossidae
Gene: usp44
Product: ubiquitin specific peptidase 44
Exons: 5
Coding region: 5057-7279 (740 amino acids)
Biological process (GO): protein deubiquitination
Molecular function (GO): zinc ion binding; cysteine-type deubiquitinase activity
Source: RefSeq, a predicted model, not a curated record
GGCUAAAACUGUGCUACCUCAAACAUUUGCCCUGACAAAUGGUUUGGAAUCCAUUCUAUAUUUAUAUGGAUAGCUCACAGUGCCUUUUUGAAUGUUAAGGGGAGAAAGGAAAUUGUCAAAUUACACAAAAAAAAUUCCCCAAAAAAUUGUCUUUAUAGUUGGUUGAUUGUUUUGGCCAUUGAUGGAAGCAGGAUGUUUGGGAAUCCACACACAGGAGAGAGUAAAGUGUUGUUUCCUUGUGAAAACAUGAUCCUGGACUGAUAAGAUCUCAGAGGAACACAGUGAGUACCACCAGCCCCUAUUAACCAGCAUGGAGCGCUACAAGUGUAUUCCACACCAGCACGCAAGAAUUUAGAAAUACCUGAGGGAAACACAGAACACAUGCACACACACAUACACACAAUAAAUAUUCAAGAACUUGUUUUGGAUCUUUUUUUGGGAGGGCCAAAUAUUUUCACACACAAUAACUAAAUGGUAACCCUGAAAAAACCUGAUGCUAGAUGCUAGAGAAUGUUGUGUUACCUUACACUGAAUAAUGGAGAUAAACAGGAGUGUGGUUAACAGGUUAAUUAUCAGAGUACGCUUUUAUUGCGUAAGAAAGAUUUAACCACAUGCGACCUUUUCCAGACUCAGAACAUUAUUGUCAAGAGUUUUCAUUUCUUCUACAAGAUUAAAUGUAGAUUUUUAUCUUCACAGCUGUCACAGCAGAGCCAGAGAGUGGUGAGAAAUGUGCGGAUCUCACACUCGGGUUCUGUGGGAAUGAGUGGGGGAGAAAAAAAAAACACAUCGCUAUGAUGUAUGAGUGGAGAUCAAAAUGAUAAUUAGGUUAUGAAGAGCUUCAUCCAGACAGCUCUCCUGGUGGAUUUCUGUAACCAGACCUGGAAAAAUCUACCUCAUGCAUCACAUGUCACCUAUUAACAGGAGAUAAGAAGGUAAUGACAGGAAAAUUGUGUAAAGACAUUUUUCCUCUCUCUCAUCUCUUAACUUGUUCUCGACUAUAAUAUGCGUUACCAAACCAUUGGUGUUCCUGGGGCUCCCUCUAGUGACACACAGUGGAAUCUAAUUUCUAUAAGAUUUUGGGAAGACUUUUAGUUGUUAUUUUUGCUUUCUCCCUUCGUGCGUAUUUCACUGCAGAAUACAGGUGAAUUACCAGUUAUAGUACUAUUUAACUGUGCAGCGUCAUCGUUUCAUAAACACUCUAAUGCAUUUUCUCCUACAUAUUCUGGUCUUAGCUAAACAGUGUAGAUCUCUGCAGGUGUACUUUGUGUUGGUCACACUGGUGGUAUUGGGAUUGACAAAUAUUUUCGGGAUGGGUACAUGAUAUAAAAAACGUUGGCAACCCCUUAAGGAGUUGUUUGCGCUAGAUAGUAAUAAUCAGUAGUGGGACUUGAGUGAUGCUACGCCUCCCUCUUGUGGUAUAAAAGUGCAAUUAUUCUUAUGUUUGUAAUAAAAAGCAAUUUUGUGCAGUGUUUAUAAUACUUUACAAUGUUCAAUAUUAACCUGCAAAGUGAUAACUGACUAAACCAAUUAUUCUGAAAGGGAUCACUCUAAAGGAACCUUUACAAUACACGAAAAGGAAACUGCUCUUAUAGACAGGAGGUUUACACACAGCAUCUGUGUUAAACAUUAUCACCUUUAUUUAGAAAGGUUGUAUCAUGAAAAAGCAAAGUACAGUCAAAUUUUAAAUCACCAGUUUUUCGGAUCUAAAUGAAAUUACUGACAAUAAGACAUGUGCAACCCAAGUCCUCGUGAUUCAUGGCACGUAAUCAGUGCUGUUAAGUCGUUCAUCACCAGCUAGAACUACCGGAUGAUAGGAUUCUUUUUAAUUUAUAAAAAUAACAUCACUAGUACCAAUUGGCACUGCUGAAAACCAAUUUUUAUUUUGUUUUCAUUUUUUGACCAAAGUUUCCAUCUAUAUCGCCAUCACCCACAACAACAACAACAACAACAUCUACGUCACGACUCCUGGACCCGCCUGAGCCAACACCACGCGACACAUGGAUCAACAAGAUGGCGAUCAUUUUAAAAACUGAGGAGUUACUGUCGUGAAGGAGAGGUCAGGUACAAUCAUUUCUUUCCUAACACUGCCUUUAGCCAUGUGCCCUUGAUCGCGUCAUAACGGGAAUUGAGUUUCUCGUUGGAAACAAAUGUACACAUCCGACAAAGGUUGAAUCCUUUUCAUAGUACAGGAGCCAGGUUCCCGGUAUCUGACAUCCGCCUCCUUCACCUAUUUUCCGGCUAACGGCACCAACUUCGUGGUGACGAUUCACUGAGUGGUGCUCUUAUUAGCAUGCCAGGCUAAUGCUAACAUAAACUUGCGUGCUAAGCUAUUACUAAAGAAUUGAGAAGACAACAUAUCUGUUAUGCGCAUGAGCGACAAUGUGAGGUUUAAUUUGUGCUUUUUUGUUUUUUAUUUUUGAUAAAUUGCAUAUCUUUUUGUAACGGAAAUUUUAAGCACAACAGAAAAAUGUAUUAUUAUCACUAGAAAAGGCAUACACUUUAAGUAAUUCGGCUGAUGUUCCAGGUCGCGUCAAAAGUGAUUUUUUAAGGUUAAAAGAAAUUAUAGGAACUUGCACGUUCAAGUCAAAGUUAGAAACUAAUGCGUUCCUUAAAUUUUUAUAUGGGAAUUAAGACUGUUCAAGUAAAAUAGCAGCAUGUUACAGUUUUAACAUGUUUGUUUGUAAGGUGUCACAGUAAAUCCGUAUUCUAAAUUGUAAUUAUAAUGGACCGCACAUAUUUUUCGUCAACGCAGCACAGGUUCCCUUCUCCUGAAAACAGGAAGUAUAUACCCUUGUGCAGAACUCACCACUGUUAGCAAUACAGGCUAAUGCUAACGUCACCCUGGUUAGCGCUCCUUUAGCACGCUAGGCUAACGAUAGCUUAGUGCCUUUAAUCUCUUUCAUAUUUAGAAUAGAAACGACGGUGUUGACAUGAGAAAUGGCGUCGCCUCGUUGUGUGCGGUGUAAAUGUAUUCUAAGACGCGCAAAAAAUAAUUUUACAGAAAUUGUUACAGCAGCCCGGGAUAUUUUGUUUUUGAAUUCAAUGUUUUGCAACCACAAUUCCUGAUACGACAUCUAGCUUAGCAUUAGCCGUAGAACACGGGUUCGAUAAGUUGAGCUGAUUGGACAAACCUUACCUUGACUUUCGUUGUGAUGAACGCUGAUUGUAAGUUUUGUUUUUGUUUGUUUAAAUGUGUUUGAUUCUCACUGUGUAAAGUGCAGCUGUGUGUGUUUGUGCGUGCUGUGCGUCCUCUUAAAGUCACCAGGACAAACCAAACCAAAGCGCGCUAAGCUGCUGAUUUACCCUUUAGCGGCAAUUCGAAACUCUCAGAAACAAUUUUUAAAAAUCUCUUUUUUUACUUUGAUAUAUUACACAAUGACACGUUCCACACCUGACAGCUUAAGUGUUGGUUAUCUUAAAAUCAAAGAAUAAAAAAAAACAACCUGUGGCCACAUUUGCAUAGAUGGUCAUAGUCUUUCACAUUUUAAAACUGUGUACAUUAUUUUUAAAGAACGCUGCGUCAAUCGAAGUUUUGGCUAAUUUUAAUGUCAAAGAUCGUUUUCCUUAAGGACGGAUGGUGAAAAAGGAUCACUUCAGGGAUGUUAUUUUCAUUUCAUUGAUUGUAAUACCAGCUGCCCCUGAGAACUGCAGCAUAAACCAUUUGCGUUCAAUUACCAGUUUUUAGAGUGGUACCAUUAUUGAGUAAUCUGUUUGAUUUUUGACAUAUUGGUUGGUCUAGUUGUCAGUAAAAAAAUAGACCAAUUGUCAUUUAAAUUGUGGAAAGAAGACUACCCUUGAAAGAACCCAGAGCUAACAUUACUAUAACAGUUUUCUCUUUACUGCUUACAUUAUUGCUCAGAUAAACAUUGCUAUAAUGUAGUGGAUGAGGCUACCAUUCUAACAGGUCCGAUAUUAAAACACAUUUUCUGUUCUGUUUUUUCAUUCCCCUCUCCAUACCAAAUAAGUUCAUAUGGACAAAGAACACAACACUAGCAAACUCAGGCCCUCCCUUUGUAAGAGAAUCUUCUGUGACCUCAGUGGGGGUUGUUGAUGGACGUAAGUGGUCCACUCAGCGAUCCCACAUGAGCACAUUAAUCCACAGGGAGGUUGAAGAGAAUGCAUGUAUAUUGGCAAUCGUUUUAGGGAAUUAUGCUUUCAUCAUUUUUAGCGAUUAUUCCAUGUUUUUGCAGUUGUAAACACCAAAGAGUUGUUUAAGUAGAAGUAUAACAGAAAGGAUGUGCCCUUAAAACAUCUUUUAUUUACAGCUUCAUAAGCCCAUAGCAAACUAAAAUAACUGUUUCACAACAUCUAAUUUCACCCUUGUGAUGUAUGGAGAAAUUGAUCAUGUAAAUGGCUUUACUGUGACUUAUAUGUUUAUGUGUGACUUAUGUAUUGUUGUGUUUAAACAGAAGAACAUGAUUUUAAUAUAGUACAGUACACCAAACCUGUUUGGCUUCACUUGCUCUUUUGGCCUGUGAGGGUGAAUAGUUGCUGAAGGAGGACCACGGAUGAUAAUUAAACCAUAAAAAGAUAAACAUGACUUCUAUACUAUCAUUGCGCCAUUGUUCCGAUCAAGUUCCCUGGCAGCAAGCAUUGCAUUUUACAACAUAACAUUUAACACUUAACAGCAUAUGUCAUAUGUGCUGUACCUUUAAAUUGAUUGACACUGCGAUACCCAGCUGACAAAAUCACAAGUUUUUUUCUUCUUCAUUGGAUUAUGCAGUUGUAGCGAUCGAGAACUGAUUGUCCACAAAAGUCAAUAGUUUCAUUCCAUGUAGUGAUUUUGUUAAAGGCAAACCACAACCGACAGCCAUUAAUCAGACAUUGUCUGUUCCUCUAAAGUCAAACAUAAACAAAUGAUUUUUCUUGACCAAACGAACCCCUACUUUUCUUUUCUAGAUCCCACCAUGCCCUGGCAGGGCUACAAUCCAGCUCACCAUGGUCAUCAUGUUGACAUGAAGUUUGUGUGAAACGCACACAAACCCAGACUUGGUCACCAACGGUCGGGUUUUGUCUGAUGCAGCCAGCCUGCCAGGCCCGACCACCUGCGUGAAGAAUGGACAGAUGUAAACAUGUGGGCCGGCUGCGGCUCGCCCAGGACCACUCCAUUCUCAACCCGCAGAAGUGGCACUGUGUUGACUGCAACACCACUGAGUCCAUAUGGGCCUGCCUGGGCUGUGCUCAUGUGGCGUGUGGGCGCUACAUUGAGGAACAUGCACUCCAGCACUUCGAGCAACAGCGACAUCCCCUGGCAAUGGAAGUUAACGAGCUGUACGUGUUUUGUUACUUGUGUGACGAUUAUGUCCUGAACGACAAUGCCACUGGAGACCUCAAGCUGCUCCGCAGCACACUUAGUGCCAUUCAGAGCCAACAAUAUGAGGUAACCACUCGCAGUGGGCGUACGCUGCGUUCUGGUACUGCCUCCAUUGAUGCACCUAUGCCAUUUGGUGCUCAGGAGCUGCAGCUGAGGGACGAGGACAGAAUGUUUACUGCUCUCUGGCACCGCAGACGAACGCUUAUGGGGCGCGUUUUUCGUUCCUGGUUUGGACUGACGGAUUGCGGGAAAAAAAGAGAGGUGGAAGAGAGAAAAAAGGAGGAGGAAGAGGAGCUGAAAAGGGAAGCCAGAGAACGCAGGCGUGCUUUAAAGAGACAACUACAGGUGGAGCUGGAGAAUGCUCCUUUAAGAAAAAGCUUACGUUUAUGCCAGAAAACCCAGAAAAGUGCAGUCAAAAAUCAACCCCAAACCUCACAAAACAAGGUGAAAAUCCCUUUGCGUUUGACCCUCCCUCAUAGACCAAGGACUCAGAGCCCUGCAACUAUCGCCCCCAAAAAAGUUCAAAGGACUAAAAAGAGUGAACCCCCUCCUAAAUCCAGAAAAAGUCCAUCUGCAAACAAACACAAAUCUAAAACCCCCACAGGUACUCGUAGUAGCCACACAUCUGUCCAAAACAGGCCAAGCACCAAACAGGGUGGUUCUCCUUUUAAACGGCGUCCCACAGUCACUCCUGGAGUGACAGGCUUGAGGAACUUAGGCAACACCUGUUAUAUGAACUCCAUCCUGCAGGUCCUGAGUCAUCUGCAUGUUUUCAGGGAGUGUUUUUUGCGCCUGGACUUGACCCAGGCACUGGAGCUACUGGCAACAGCUGUUCAUGGCAAACUGACAGGGAAGACCCCUUCACACUCUGCCCUGUCCCAGAGGAAGGGAUUCGAGACAAACUCGGGCCCAGGGGUGGGACUCAGUGGCGGGGCGUCACGGGCUCGCAACAUGGAGCUAAUACAACCCAAAGAGCCGAGCUCCAAACACAUUUCACUUUGCCACGAGCUGCACACCUUGUUCCAGGUGAUGUGGUCUGGCAAGUGGGCGCUGGUGUCGCCGUUCGCCAUGCUGCACUCAGUGUGGCAACUGAUCCCCGCGUUCAGAGGCUACGCGCAGCAGGACGCACAAGAGUUCCUGUGUGAGCUGCUGGACAAGGUGCAGCAUGAGUUAGAGAGCACGGGCAAACACACAACCUCAGCUGGAGUUCCACAGACGCAGAAAAGACUUAUUAAGCAGGUGCUGAGUGUGGUCAACACCAUCUUCCAUGGUCAGCUGCUGAGUCAGGUGACGUGUCUGGCGUGCAGCCAUCGCUCCAACACUGUGGAGUCGUUCUGGGAUCUGUCCCUGGAGUUUCCCGAGCGCUAUCACAGUAACAGCAGGGAGUCGGCCACUCAGGCUGCCUGUCAUUUGACUGAGAUGUUGGCCAAGUUCACAGAGACGGAAGCCCUGGAGGGAAACAUCUACGCCUGCGACAAGUGUAAUUCUGCACGAAGGCGGAGCUCAUCCAAACCCCUCAUUCGGACCGAAGCUCAGAAACAGCUGAUGGUCCACAAACUGCCUCAAGUCCUCAGGCUUCACCUCAAACGCUUCAGGUGGUCGGGGAGAAACCACCGGGAGAAGAUAGGAGUUCACGUGAGCUUCGACCAGCUCCUCAAUAUGGAGCCGUACUGCUGCACGGAGACCCCGCCCAAUGGUGUGACCUGCUCAAGUCCCAGCUCCCCGGGUUCACCGCGCACCAAGCACUUCCUCUAUGAGCUCUCUGCCGUGGUGAUGCAUCAUGGGAAGGGCUUUGGCUCUGGCCACUACACCGCCUACUGCUACAACACAGAAGGAGGCUUCUGGGUUCACUGUAAUGACUCUAAGAUGAACGUGUGUUCAGUGGAGGAGGUGUGCCGGGCUCAGGCCUACAUCCUCUUCUACACACAGCGAGUACCUCGGGACAAAGACAGGGCGCCGCUAUAGGACCACCUCCGCCCUGCAGCCACCACUGUUCCUCCUACACCUGCUCCUCUACAGCUUGACCUGACCUACCACUGAGAUGAUCACAUCAGCACAGCCUCCACCUUCAUCGCACUGCUCUCCUCUUCUUUUGGGCAUUUUUUUUAUCCAGGGGAGGACGACUAUUUUUAAAGAGAGGAAAGACUCCUUUUAAACUGAACUUCUUGUAUAUGGUGUUUAUAUGUAGGUAUUUUU